AUGCGUCUCGUCAGCUUAGCCCAACUCCUGCCCAGCAUUUUGCUGUUCAGCUAUGCACUCGCCGCGAAGUUCUCAGGCCAGAUACCAAUCAGGGACGGGGUGAUUGGCGGGGUCAGCAAAACUCCUGCGCUAGAGGCCGACCGACCCCUCGAGCUCAAUGAGAAUCUUUCCCCGCUGGUGACCCCCGGUGCGCUCCGUGUCGUGGAAAACUCUGGGGUGUGCGAGACGACUCCUGGCGUUUACCAGGCCUCCGGAUAUGGCGAUCUGUCAGCUACCGAGAGUAUUUUCUUCUGGUACUUUUCGUCGCGCAGCCCCAAUGCGUCUGCACCUCUCACGCUGUGGUUCAACGGUGGGCCCGGAAGCUCUUCGAUGAUCGGAUUGCUCCAGGAAAACGGCCCGUGUCGAAUCACCAACAAUUCAGCCUCCGUCACGCUGAAUCCGUUCUCGUGGAACACGAAAUCGAAUCUGCUCUUCAUCGACCAACCUGUUGGCGUCGGCUUCUCGCACGGAACGACCAGCGUCGGCACCAGUCAGGCAGCAGCUCAAGACGUGUGGUCCUUCCUGCAGAUCUUCUUCAAGGACCCGCGAUUUGCGUCGCUUGCCACGCACGAUUUGGCCAUCUGGACCGAGUCCUACGGCGGGCACUACGGUCCGACGUUUGCCGCCUACUUCUUGCAGCAGAAUAAGGCGAUCGCCGCCGGAACCGUUAAGGGACUGACCCUGAACCUCAAGACAUUGGGUAUCGGCGACGGCUUGACGGAUCCGAUCACUCAAUAUCCGGGGUACCUGACCUACGCGGCGUCCAACCCGUAUCACCCACUUGUCUCUGCCACCACGAUCUCAGCAGCAACGAAGGAGUAUAACACGGCGACCACAGGGUGUAAAGCCCGAAUCACGGCUUGCAACGCUGGUGGCUCAAAUGCGGUGUGUUCUGCGGCUCAGAGCACGUGCAAUAACAACAUCCUGUCCCCGCUCGUCGGAAACUUCGACGUGUAUUACAUCCUAUCCGGCUCCAACGACCCGUACCCACCCGACAUCUCUUCCUUCCUAGCCUCAGUCCGCACCAAAGUCGGCGCUGAGGUGACCUGGGCGGAGACCAACAACAACGUGUACAACAAUUUCGCUGCCACCGGGGACUGGAUGCGCAGCUCACUGCCCAACUUGGAGACAGUGAUCAACGCUGGGGUCAGGGUCACGAUAUACGGAGGAGAUGCCGACUAUAUCCUCAACUUUAAUGGCAUUGAGAAUAUGAUCGCGUCAAUGAACAACCAGUUCAGCGCACAGAUCAAUGCUCAAGCAUUUAAGCCAUUCACAGUCAAAGGGUUGCUAGCCGGCCAAUUCAAAACCGCUGGAACAUUCUCCUAUGUGCGGAUCUACGGUGCCGGGCACGAGGUUCCGGCGUACAAGAACGGAUCUCUGGCCGUGGGUCAAGCAGCCUUCCAACUGUUUGACCAGACCAUGUCCCAGCAACCUCUCUCGGCUACCUAG
Mycena citricolor is the source of this 1488-nucleotide messenger RNA. NCBI's taxonomy places the organism in Eukaryota, Fungi, Basidiomycota, Agaricomycetes, Agaricales, Mycenaceae. The record is from the annotation of a GenBank genome assembly.